This is a messenger RNA of Hyphopichia burtonii NRRL Y-1933, 891 nucleotides long. RefSeq lists its product as uncharacterized. The transcript has a single exon. NCBI's taxonomy places the organism in Eukaryota, Fungi, Ascomycota, Pichiomycetes, Serinales, Debaryomycetaceae. The record is from RefSeq and is a predicted model, not a curated record. Bases 306 to 833 code for a protein of 175 amino acids.
AAAUUUCCGAGCAAUCAACUACCGAAAUACAUCAAAAAGACGAAAACAAUAGGAAGACUUAGGAACAUGAUUUUGCAACCAUAUGCUUCUUAGACUUAUACGGAAGGGUAGCUGUCUUAGUGUGCUACUCUUAUAAGUUUCGUACACUCAAGACCUGCCUAAGAAAGUCUGCUUCAAAGCAUUGAAAAAACCCGUGCAAUAGAAUAAUUAUCUCCUUGAAAGAUAAGCCCAUAUAAUAGCCCCAUGAAGAUAGUUUAAAUUGCCGGGAUAAUCUCCCUUUAAUUUCAAAUUUGGGCAAGUACGCCAUGUUAUUUUCGAUUUUCUUUAUUUUACUUUCUGCUUGUUUAAGCGUAAAUGCUUCCAAUUGGGCCGGAAAAUAUGCUUCAGAGCUACUGGAGCCGGUUGAUUAUCCGUAUAAGAUACAUACUGGUAAAUUAAAAGGUAUUAUUAAGUAUACUGAUGGUCCCAAAGAUAUUGAUGUCGGAACUCUAGUUAUGUAUGAGUUGCAAUCAGCAUUUUUCUUCAAAGGAGGCCAAUGGCUGUUAGUCAAUAGCGACCGUGACGAUGGAAAGACAUUUCAGGUUUCUAAUGAGUUUGCUGAGGAAAUUUUCCCCCACUCUGAAUGGCAAGAUACUGAAACCCUUGAAAAUACUUCAGAUGAAAUGAGUAUGCAUUUGCAUGUCUCCAAAGAAAUGGUGGAAGAGUUCUAUGCGGCAGCCGUUGAAUCAGCUCAUAGCAACGAUUUGUUUGAGGAAGUAUGUGACAGUCCAGAAAGUAAAUGGGAAUUUCCUGCUUUGGAUAAGAGUGGAAAGAAUGGAAUUGAGUUUGAUUAAGAAAGGCCCUGAUUGUUUUGAUUAUAUUACUAAAAAUUUUAUGCUUCUUGUUAAUUAA